CAUAAAUUCAUGCUUUGAGCAGCCAUCACCCCUUCCUUUGAGACACCCUGUACAUCGCUGGGCAUUAUAUUCCGCUAAGCCUCGUAUUUAGUCGCGCUGGACAACUGGACAAAUAUCACGUAUAUAAAUAAGUUGUUAUCGUUGACGACAUAGGCCUGGAUAUACGUUAUCUCAUUUCGUAUUAUUAUUGUUUGUGGUCUGCGUUUGCACAAAGCUUAACAUUACUCGUAGUGCAGUUGGUGCUAGCGACUCGGCUACGUACAGUUUAAUAUUCUACUGAGCCAGUCGAGUGUGAAAAUUCAAUUUUAUGAUACCUUUUGCGGUUAAACAACAUGACGCAAACACUGUGUUUGGGAUGUGUAUAACGUGAAACGUGUCAUAUUCAGGUUCGUUUUGCUUUUAUUUUUGAAUUUGUUAAAAUGGAAUAGAGACUAUCGGGUUAGAUCAACGUUCACUUGAGUUAUUAAAUUUAUUUGAUGCUGCUCUGACCCCAUACUUCGACUUAAGAUGUUAAAACGAGAUCCAACGGAAUAUUUUUACCCAUUGCAAAAGUCAAACUGUACUCCAACGUAUAAUCAAACGAAAGACUUACGCCACAAGAACAACUCUCCAAACAUGUCUGCUUCAGAUUUGAUCGCUCCAAUUAUAUUGAUAUUAGUAAUGUUCGCUCUAAACGGAGGAGUCCUGUUUUACAUAUUCCGUGCAAAAAAGAAGUAAGUGCCCCUUCACAUUUGUAAAUAACCUGUAGAAGUAGAUUGGUGAAGGGAUUAAUGAUUUUGUCCUUUUUUCACAGACAGCAACAACACAUAAGGGAUGAAGAGUUAGGAGCUUUGCGACAUUAAUAGUUAGAUUUAUUUGUAACAAGAGAUUUUCCACAGUAAAAAGUUUAUGAGUAUACGAAUAUUUUUUUAA
Acanthoscelides obtectus is the source of this 912-nucleotide messenger RNA. NCBI's taxonomy places the organism in Eukaryota, Metazoa, Arthropoda, Insecta, Coleoptera, Chrysomelidae. The record is from the annotation of a GenBank genome assembly.